AAGAAAUCAGAACCUACUACCUAAAUAAAAAUAAAAGCAUAUCAUCUUGUCUUCUAUUAUAAUUCCACUUAAUUUUAUUUUAACGACCCCAUAAGGACGAAAAACAAGUUUGACUACGGCGAGAUUUGAACUCAGAACUUUUAGAAACAUUUUACUUUUCUUCCAUUUUUGCGUCUCUCCGCCACUCUAACGAUGAGCCAAUCUACUGCGAUACAGCUUACGUAGACAAAUGUAUAUAGAAAGAAAGAUGUCUAUGCUAAUAUGCCUCUUUUUAUAAUAUAAUUGCUGGAUUGGUGCUGACCCGGAGACAACAACAAUAAUAACUGUAACAAAUGCUCUGAAGUCAGCUAAUUGUGACAUUCUAGUUGCCAUAACACCGAAUUAGUUUUGACCAAUGGCUGCGAGAGAAAUAUUUACUUCUGUAUUAAGCAGCGUCAAAAUGUCUCCCUGACAAUUGUUGCUGACGACGAUACGAAGCAAUCUAGUUGCCAUAGAGUCGUGGACUCAGACUUAUGCUAUAUAAUGUCUGGCAUGAAUUCUUCAAAGUAUGACUACUGUGAUGAUAAAACUGGUAGUAAUGAUAAUGGAGAUGAUGAUGAUGAUGAUGACAUUGUUGUUGAUAUUACUGGUGAUGGUGAUGAUAAUGGUGUCAACAAUAAUGAUGAUGAUUUUAAUGUUAUCUCACCUGAUGAUAUCCUCUUUUCUGACAGAGAUGAAAUCAAAUCCAUAUCAAAAAUAUCUCCUAAUAUUGAAAAAUUAUUUUCAAAACCAAACACCCAAGACUCUUUUCCACUACAAGAUUCAGACAUUUUCCCUACUGACUUUCCAUCUGCACCAGACAGCAACUUGUCUGAGACUGUAGUGCAAAAUUCUCUAUCUGCUGACAUCACUUUAGAACAACCCACAGCAUUAAUUAAGGCAACAAACAAACAUGUUCCAGCUAAUAAAGAACCUCUGCAUAUUCAGGGAGGUUCUGGAUCACAUAUACUUCAAACAGGCCAGGUUGAAGAAGGAAAACAUUAUUUCAAUACUGAUACAUCUACUGCUGAAACUGAAUGGGAUAACCUUGAUGUUAUUACACUUUCAUCCAAUGAAAACAAAGGAGAAAUUUACAUAGAACAUGGCAAAGGAGAUGUUGGUUUGGAUCCUCAACAAACACAGACACCAGACUUUGCUUUCCAAGAAGCCUUGCAGUAUUUUCAGGGCCUUGACAUGUCACAUUUAAAGGACAAAAUACACAUGUCUAUUGAACGGAAAGGGUUGUCAGUUCUGUCUAAUUUUCUGUUCGGUCCUCCCAAACUGUCACGUAAUCUUCUACCAUCAAAAGAAUUUGUUUUCUGUCUUGCUGCCACUAACUUUGAUAACCAGGACCAAAUCCACCUGAAGUCUCUUUUUGCUGUGUAUCGCAAUUUAACUGGACGCAAAAUAAACUGCAGUCGUUAUGGAUAUCAUUGGGAAGAGAUUGGUUUCCAAGGUACUGAUCCAUCAACUGAUUUGCGAGCUGUUGGUCUUCUUGGGCUCCUGCAACUUCUCUAUUUAACUUCAAAGCCUCAGCUAAGUAACCUAAAAGAGAAAAUGUACAGUUUAUCAUCUCACAAGACUCAGCAUUUUCCAUUCUGUGUCAUGAGUCUGAAUGCUACUAAAAUGGUGCUUCAAGCUUUGAGGACUGAUCGACUGAACAAGUUGUGUAACAAGCAAGGUGAUGUAAUAUCAGUUGUGAAUGAGGUUUUUGUAGCGACAUAUUUUAAGAUCUAUCAUAUCUGGAAAUACCAGCAUAAAACUAUUGUUGAUUCUGGUUUUGUGUUAAAAGAUGUUGAAACAGCUCUGAAGAAAAAUAUUCCGUCCCUGAUAAAAGAAGUUGAACAGUACAUACAGAACCCAAGCAUCUCACAGCCAAGCAAAUGUAAACAAUCAUCAUCAUCAUCAUCAACAUCAACAAAACAUGACCAUUUCACUGGCGUCUCUGAUUUAAUUAACAACUCUUAAUAAUUGCUGAUCUUGGCUGUUAUUUCUUUCUGAUUUUACCCUUACAGAAGUAUGGACAAUGUUGAUUUUCUUAUAGCCGUAUAAUUAGUUGUUCAGUA
Molecule: messenger RNA, 2084 nt
Organism: Octopus sinensis (East Asian common octopus)
Lineage: Eukaryota; Metazoa; Mollusca; Cephalopoda; Octopoda; Octopodidae
Product: ELMO domain-containing protein 3-like
Exons: 10
Coding region: 523-1986 (487 amino acids)
Source: RefSeq, a predicted model, not a curated record